Messenger RNA from Seriola aureovittata, 3054 nucleotides. Its product is annotated as indian hedgehog B protein-like. Gene Ontology annotation, molecular function: calcium ion binding; patched binding. Gene Ontology annotation, biological process: protein autoprocessing; smoothened signaling pathway; cell fate specification. The record is from RefSeq and is a predicted model, not a curated record. Bases 775 to 2034 code for a protein of 419 amino acids. The transcript has 3 exons. Lineage: Eukaryota; Metazoa; Chordata; Actinopteri; Carangiformes; Carangidae.
UUUGCAGGUCUUGGACUGCGCACCUGAGACUUGACUUGAAGACCGGGGUCCAAAGGGCAAAGUGAGCGCGCGCCAGCCCGGACAGUCUCGUGGCGCGGUGUUUGUGUGUCCUCAGCUGACAAUAAACAGAUGAAGGCGGCCGCGGGGCCUGUGCCACCCCGAGGGGAGGAGAGGACGGAGCGGAGGGCAGGUCCAGCAGGGCGCGGUCUUCUUCUUCUUCUUCUUCUUCUUCUUCUUCUUCUUCUUCUUCUCCUCCUCUCGCGGCACCUCAUCUGUACUGUAGUAGGAUCUCUUCCAUUUCCAUUUCUGCCAACAGCCCUGCGCCACAGGGACGCAUUGAGAGCAAAGCCGAGAGGCAGAAACCGCUGCGGGGACACCCUCUGACCGCCGUGCCCAACAGGCGCAGCCAGCCUACGCACCGCGCGCCUCCGUGUCUGUCUGUAGCCCGUUUCUCACAGCUCCGACACAGAGAGGCCGCUUUGAACCUGUCUGCCAAGAUAAACUCACCUCGCCUAUUUAUGCCCCUGCCUCCGCGUGCACUCGGGACAGCGCAGAGGACAGGUUCAGGUCUUUCCAGCUCGUCUCCAGCGGCGCACUGGCCACUUUUACGCGCCGGGAAUGGCGACUUUCGGGGACUCGGGGAUGAGUCCUGCUCCGUUACGUCCACUCUAAAAUUAUCAAGGGGAGCCCACGCGAGGGGGCACAUCUAAAGAAAUACAGCGGUGACAUAUUGGGCCACCCGCCGGGGGAGUGACACACCGGCCCCGGGGCGGAAUGCUGCUCCCGACGCUGGUGACGUGCCUCGCCGGGUGCGCCUUUCUCCUGUCGCCGGUCAGCGAGGGCUGUGGACCGGGUAGAGGCUAUGGCAAGAGGCGGUCACCGCGGAAGCUCGUGCCGCUCGCCUACAAGCAGUUCAGCCCCAACGUGGCCGAGAAGACGUUAGGGGCCAGCGGGAGGUACGAAGGGAAAAUAACCCGGAACUCUGAGCGCUUCAAGGAGCUCACCCCCAACUACAACCCCGACAUCAUCUUCAAGGAUGAGGAGAACACAGGUGCAGACCGCAUGAUGACACAGCGCUGCAAAGACAAGCUCAACUCUCUGGCCAUCUCGGUGAUGAACCUCUGGCCCGGGGUCCGGCUGCGGGUCACCGAGGGCUGGGACGAGGACGGCCACCACUCGGAGGAGUCGCUGCACUACGAGGGCCGGGCGGUGGACAUCACCACCUCCGACCGCGACAGGAACAAGUACGCCAUGCUGGCGCGGCUGGCGGUGGAGGCGGGAUUCGACUGGGUCUACUACGAGUCCAAAGCCCACAUCCACUGCAGCGUCAAGUCAGAUCACUCAGUGGCGGCCAAGUCUGGAGGUUGUUUCCCCGGCGCGGCUCAGGUCACGUUGGAGAGCGGCGGUCAGAAGUCCAUCAGAGACCUGCGGCCCGGCGAUCGAGUCCUGGCCUCGACGGGCAGCGACGGCAGCGGGGAGCUGCUUUACAGCGAAGUCCUGACCUUCCUGGACCGUGACCCCGUGACCCCAAAACUCUUCUACACCCUGCAGACAGAAUCCGGGGCACAGCUCUCGCUCACCGCCGCCCACCUGGUGUUUGUAUCAGAGGGGAACUGCUCAGAGGGGGCGGCGCCGGCCCGUGGCGCCCUCAGGACUGUGUACGCCAGUGACGCCCGGCCGGGACAGUGUGUGCUGGUGUCGGAGGGUAAACCGGGACAGAGGCACAGAGAGGGGCGUCUGUCUCGGGUCACCCGGGUCAGUCUGAGGGAGAGGAGGGGGGCGUUUGCGCCGCUGACCCGGCAGGGCACGGUGGUGGUGGACGGGGUGGUGGCGUCCUGCUACGCCGUGGUGGACCAGCACUCCCUGGCUCACUGGGCCUUCUCCCCCCUGAGGCUGCUGCACAGCUGGACCGGGACCGCCGGACCCCACAGCGAUGGGAUCCACUGGUACUCGCAGCUCUUACACUGGCUGGGGGGGGUGCUGCUGGACUCAGGACGCCUCCAUCCACUGGGCGUGGCCCAGGACGACAGGUGAGGGAGGGGAACAGGUAAAAACGAACAGACAGGAACCUGAACCCCCCCCCACCGCGUGGCGGACACGGACCCCAAACACAAGCCUGUCGAGCUGAACAGGACCGUGAUGAAGGCGCUGACAGGACCGGAGACGUUUGGGUUCCUGCUGAGGCCUGAUGGGAAAAAAGACGGCGUGAACGGACACACAGGAACAGACAGAGAAUACGAGUCAGAGUGAGAAAGACUCAAACACACGUUUCACUUCAAACCUGAAACAAUUAUCCCUUAAUUUAUGAACCAAGCACCUUAAUCUUAAAAUAAGGAGCCAGAGAUUCUGCAGUUUGUCCAUUAAGUUAAAAAACUAAACACAUCAAAACAUUUCAAAAGCCAUUCAUUCAACUUAAUUGGCUUUUAAGUGGUGCAUGGAUUUCCCCUUAAAUGACAUAUUAAUUAGUAAUUUAAGGUGUUAUUAAGGUUGGGAUUUUAGUUUUCAUUAGAGGUCUGAGAUAUUUUCAUGUUGAAAUAAAAGACGUCUUAAGGGAUUUUAAAGUAAUAGACAGUUAAUGAACUAGGGCACUUUUAAGGUGAACUGUAAAUUAAAGAAUGGCUUUAAUGUUGCUUUAAUCAACAACAACAAAAAAACCCUUAAUCCAAACAGAAACCCCUUAAUAUAUUACAAUCUGUGACUUUAUCAAUGAAUUUAGCCUCAAUCUGGAAAAACCUUUUAAAAACCUGAAUUCAAAUUUCAUUCAUUUGCACCUGAACAUGAACCAAAAGCCCAACCUUCAGUUUAAAGGUGUUUCACCUUGAAGCCCUUAAACCAAGCUGAUAACCCAUUAACAAUAUUAUAAUAUAUAUUAAAAGCCAGUGCUGUGCUCUUUGUAAAUAAGUUGUUUGUAACUUUUACCGCUUUAAAACAGAGAUUUAGAGAAAAUGAUAGAGUGUAUUUAAGUGUUUGUUUACAGGAAAUCCAGUGAUGUUCAUGAAGUUAUUGUGGCUGAAGAGAUAUUAAAAAGAUUUAUUUUUGAAAUUAAAUUAUGUG